AUGAACGACAUUGCCCUGCAGGUGGAGGGUACCGACGCCCUAACGGACACCUUCUUCGCUUCCGACCAGGUAGCUGAUGUGCCGAGCACUCUAUCCCUCGGGAUCGACCACAACCUCGAGGCAUCGUCAUCAUCCUCAAUCACAAAUCCCAAUCAUUCAAACAGCGAAACGAGUCCCGAUCAGCUCAGCCCCACCGUGGAGCGUCUAAGCUGGUUCCUGAGCUCCCCGUCCUGGGCCAUCGCCUACCACUACCACCCGCCGGGAUCCAUCCCUCCGGCCGCCGUGUUCACCAACUUCGUCCGCGGCCUGCAGGACUGGCUCGUCCGCUUCCUCCGCAAAGGCCACAACCCCUUCAUCCACCGCAACCUCUACACCGAAUCGAGCAUGCCCCGCUGCCUCCAAGAUGCGUACGCCGCCAUCGCCAUCGCGCAGAACGUCACGCCAGACAACGAACACGUGGUCGACGCCACCUCCGCGACCUACAUCCUGGACCUGAUCGCCAGCCACUCGGCGGCGGAGCCGGCGUUUUCCCUGCUCACCACGAGAGAACACCUCGCUCGCACGCAGGCCCUCCUAAUCCACCUCUUGCUGUCCCUUUUCUCCCCCUCCAUAUCCCGCCGCGCCAAGGCGGAGAGCCUGAUCGACACGCUCCGCCUGUGGGCCCAGCAGCUCUGGGAGUCUGCCGCGCUCGACGCGACCUCGUCGUCCAUCUGCUCGAAUACCCUGUCGUUGCCUGAAGACGCUGGCGCCGACACAACAGACAUGGUGCAGAAUCUGUAUCGGGCGUUUGUUCUGUCAGAGUCGAUCCGCCGGACGUACCUGCUGACGAGCAUCGCUACUGGCGUGUACGGCGCUCUCAAGGCAACGUGGUCCGAGACGUGCGGCGGGGAUAUAUGCAUCACCGCGCGUGCGGAGCUGUGGGACGCGCCUUCGUCCGCGCGGUGGGAGUCUAGCGCUCGCAAGGCGGAUCCGUUGUUUUUGCAUAGUCUGCACGGGCAGAGUUUGGUUGAGCGCGGGAUACCUGCUGCGGAGGUUGAUGAGUUUGCGAGGCUGCUGUUCACGGUGAUGUGGGGGCUUGAGAAGGUGGAGCGUUGGGUUGUGAGUACUGGCGAUAGUGUAUCUGUCAUGUAUUGA
Messenger RNA from Colletotrichum siamense, 1134 nucleotides. It is a transcript of the gene gsfR2-1, whose product is annotated as Transcription factor gsfR2. Bases 1 to 1134 code for a protein of 377 amino acids. NCBI's taxonomy places the organism in Eukaryota, Fungi, Ascomycota, Sordariomycetes, Glomerellales, Glomerellaceae. The transcript has a single exon. The record is from RefSeq and is a predicted model, not a curated record.